Molecule: messenger RNA, 1184 nt
Organism: Morus notabilis
Lineage: Eukaryota; Viridiplantae; Streptophyta; Magnoliopsida; Rosales; Moraceae
Product: histone chaperone ASF1
Exons: 3
Coding region: 550-1011 (153 amino acids)
Source: RefSeq, a predicted model, not a curated record
CUGGGUUGAUUUCGAUCGUGAGGUUGUUUGAUCGAUUUCGUGUUCUGAUUUCGGCUUUGUUUUCUCCGUUUUUCCGUCAUGGCUAACACUCCACGGAAGAGGAAGGGCAAGGGCGCUGCUUCUUUUUCUUCUCAGAAGCGUGCUAAAAUUGUUGACAGUAAUGAUUCCUCGAAGAGAAAGUGGAAAAAUUUAGAGUCCCACGCGGGAGAGGAAGUUCUACGUGCUCCUCCUCCUAUCCGGAAUUCUUUAAAGCUUUCUUGUGUUCGUAUGGAACCAAAUGAUGUUGAAUGGGAAAAGAUUUACACUGUUGGCUUGUUUCGGAAAUAGAAAGCUCUGAAGUCGGCAAAGGAUCUCCCGUCUUCUAGUGUUCCUAACUUGGAGGACGAUGAUGAUGUUGAUAGUGUUGUUCCUCCAUGUCCCCACAGUCCACGGAAUGAUAAUGGUGAUUCUGUUUUUUCUUCACAGCUUUCUGUUUUGCAGGCCCAAUCUGAUAGAUUGGUCAGUGAGAUUUCUUCUCUUAGGAGUGAUGUCACUCAUAAAAUUUUUGAUAUGUCUGGACAAUUCUAUUUAUUGGCUGAAUCGGUUAAGUGUUUGGGUAAGAAGUUCGACUCUAUGCUUCCUUCUAGGAAGAAAUUUGUUUAUGUGGUUUCUGAUGAUGGUAUUAAGAUUGAUGAUGAAGAAAAAGAAGGAAAUGAGGAAGAUGAAGAAGGAGAUGAGGAAGAGGAAGAUGAAGAAGGAGCUGAAGAUGAUGAUUAUGAUGGUGAGAGUAAAAAGAAAGUAGUAGUUAAGGAGAAUGCUAUUGAGGGUGAAAAGAAAGGAUUGGAGAAAAUCAAUACCGAUGGUGGCGAGGAUUGUGAAAAGGACCAAGGGAAGAAUAAUGUUACCAAUGAUGUUUCCGAUGAGAAAAUUGAAGAAACUAUCACCUCAGUUGUCAAGGAUUUUGGUGGUAUGGAAUCAAAUGAUGCCAUACUGGUUAGUCUUUGUUUUCUUUAUGUUUUGUACUUUGUUUAGUUUUUUCAAAGGAUUAUUGUGUAUGAUGGAUCAUUUUCUGCAUCACAACAACGGAUAGCACUUGUGGAUGAUGAUGAUGAUUUUUUAAAUUUUUGUGUGUUUUCUCCUGAUAUUGAUUCUGAACCACUGAAGGAAGAUGUUGAGAGGUUUGAGUCGUGGUAUUUAUAACAUUA